CAGCUUUGUAAAUUAAUAAUAGAGUGAACAAGCUUAUUAACAACAAACUGAUGACGUCAACUACGGGCGCUCAACGAUUUGAUUGGUGGAAUAUUUCUGAGGUCAAAGUUUUUCUUCCGUGUCACGCAGCUAACAUGGCGGACAAAGAAAAGAAGAAAAAGGAGAGCAUCUUCGACUUGUCAAAGUACAUCGACAAGCCCAUUCGUGUGAAGUUUCAAGGAGGACGAGAGGCCAGCGGUGUCCUGAAAGGUUUUGAUCCUUUGUUAAACCUGGUGCUUGACGGCACUAUCGAGUAUAUGCGAGACCCAGAUGACCAGCUGAAGCUAACAGAAGACACCAGGCAGCUGGGUCUGGUGGUCUGCAGAGGAACCUCCGUAGUGCUCAUCUGUCCUCAGGAUGGCAUGGAGGCUAUACCAAACCCGUUCAUACAGCAGCAAGAUGGCUAACGGUCCACGAGUCACUGGAUUCUAGUCAUACACACAUACGAACACCAAGCACACACUUACAUAGAAGGUUUUUUGUUGUUGUUGUUGUUUUAAUUUUUUUUUUUAAAUAACAGUAAUAAUGUGUAAAACAAAGCAAAUUUCUGUUGUUAAAAAUCUUAAGUCGAUCAGUAAAAGGACACUUCAAAGCACUUCACUUUUGUUUCUGUCUGUGAUGUGCAAAUUUGGAAAGAUUUGAGUUGUCAAGCCCACAAGUCUGGGAAGUGUUAACAGUAACGUUUUCUUUUUAUCCAGAAUAAGUCAACUUUUUACUAUUGUUUGUGGUUUUUGAUAAGAAAAUAAAAUGAAAAUGUAUGUUGUAAA
Molecule: messenger RNA, 806 nt
Organism: Scatophagus argus
Lineage: Eukaryota; Metazoa; Chordata; Actinopteri; Scatophagidae
Gene: lsm7
Product: LSM7 homolog, U6 small nuclear RNA and mRNA degradation associated
Exons: 4
Coding region: 51-446 (131 amino acids)
Biological process (GO): nuclear-transcribed mRNA catabolic process; mRNA splicing, via spliceosome
Cellular component (GO): Lsm1-7-Pat1 complex; U6 snRNP; U2-type prespliceosome
Molecular function (GO): RNA binding
Source: RefSeq, a predicted model, not a curated record